Molecule: messenger RNA, 5244 nt
Organism: Heteronotia binoei (common prickly gecko)
Lineage: Eukaryota; Metazoa; Chordata; Lepidosauria; Squamata; Gekkonidae
Exons: 16
Coding region: 153-4217 (1354 amino acids)
Biological process (GO): muscle cell development; actin cytoskeleton organization
Cellular component (GO): cell projection; cortical actin cytoskeleton; cell junction
Molecular function (GO): actin filament binding; phospholipid binding
Source: RefSeq, a predicted model, not a curated record
CCCUUCCUCAUAGCCCAUGGAGGGCAGCAGCUGAGCAGUAAGGACCUGUGCAGACCCCUGGAGGAACUGCAAGAGGCUGUAGAGAUGCUUAAUGAUGUGGUAAAAGAACGUGAACGGGCUGUGGAGGCAGCAACUCAGACAGAGAACCUGAAAUGCUAUGUGCAGGCUUUGAAAGAUGGGAAGAAACAAGGCUGUCCUGGAUCACCUCCCAGAUGGAGACCUUGAGGGUCAAUGCAGAAGCACUGGCUCAGGACCUCAUCCAGGCAGAGAAAAGCUUUGCCACAGUGAAAAGUGAGCAGGAGCUGCUGGAACUGCAGGUCAUGUUGAGAAGGCAACAAGAGAUAGAGAGUGAUAUGUCUGACCUGGAAGUGGACCUGGAGGACCUGGGCAGAGCAGCUACUCAGCUGGAAGAGCCCUGCCUCGUUCAGACAUGUGACAACUCCAAGGGGAUUCAAGAAACACCAGAAGCUUGGAAGGAGCUGCAAAAGCUGGUGUUCGAAAAUGCAGUCCGUGGAGAGCGUGCUGUUCGUUUGCGGCAAUUCUUCAGAGAUUAUUUGGCCAUUAUCUCCUGGACAGAAGACACCCGUGCUCAGAUCUUCUCAUCAGACAGUCUGAGCAGCGCUCAUGGUCUGUCAGAGAAUCGGAGCGAGGAGCUGGAGAGCAACAUUGAAACUAAGUUGAAGGAGUUUGAAGAGUUGGCAGCUGCAGGAUGGAAGCUGGUGGCUGAGGAGCAUGACCUGAGUGAGACAAUAAAGGAGCGAAUGGAGGAGCUGCAGAGUAUGUUGGGAUGGAUGAUGAUGCAUUGGCGAGCACAGAGUUCUCAGAAGGAGCCUGGUACCAAGCAUGGUGACUGGAAGAGUCAAGAUGGCACUCAGAGUGUGCCCAAGAAGUACCAAGUGAGGGUAGUCCCUGACGUAGACAUACCUGAUAAAGAUGGUGUGACAAGACCCAAUAUCUUGGAAGAGCCUCCUUCCCCAUUACUCUCCCUCCAAGGUGGUUCAGCAUCACAGCACCCUGGGCAAGAGAGAACAGAGGAUGCUGCUGCAGUCCUGCCUGUUGCCGAUGCUCAGCCAAUGUGUAAACUGAGCUUGAAUGAAUUAGUAAAUUGCGUGCCUUCUGAGAAGGACACUCCCAAGGAAAUACUGGCCCUAAAACCCACAGAGGGCCCAGUGCUACUGGUGCCACAACAAGAUACUGGCAACCUGGGCAGCACAGUGAACUUGAUCUUGAGCAUUGGCAAGAAAGGGGAGGAAAAGGUGGGCGUUCUGGCAUCAGCAAACCAAGCAGGAGUACCGGCAUCAGUGGAAGAGGAGGGCUUGCACAAGCUCUAUGAAACUAAACCCUCAGCCUAUAAAACCUUUUGGAAGCGUUGCCAGGGGCUGCUAGGAAAUACUUUGGGUAGUUUAAAGAGAAAGAAAAAACCACCCCACCAGCAUGUGGAAGAGGUCAGCACUUAUUUGCAUGUGAAGAAGGACAAAAAUAAAGGUAUGGCCUGUAGAAGCUCAACCAUGGCACAACUCACUAAACAAAUGACUACCAGAACUCAGUUUUCCCUGCUACCGAGUACAGGGUGCAGCACCACCACCUUCCACACUUUGCCAAAGAUCAGCUCCAGCUCCCUCUUGAAGAUUCUGCGCAGAAAAGGAAAAGGAAGUAUAGAAGAUGCCCAGAUACUUACCUUGCAAGGGAUCAUGGAAGCAGAUCUGAGUGAUCCAAAGCUUGUUCAAGAGAAGAAACACAGUAGUACCUGGCCCCCUAAGUGCAACAGAAGGGCACAGACUUUGCAGACACAUUGCCUGCAGCUCAGACAGCUGAUGGAUUAUGUAAAGAACCCAUUGGCAUGGACUAUUGAUGCUGAAUGUGACUCAGCUGCGAAAGGAUCUGGACAGCAUACAUUUGUGAAAGAUGGCAAAAGUUUCAACAGCCCCCAGGCACUUCCAGAGAGGAUGAACAUGUGCCAGCAUCUUUCUCUGGGUUCCAUCCUGAACCUGGAGCUCCCUAAGGAUCCCACUGCAUUGCGGAACAUCCAGGAUACUAUCAGCAGAGCACAGGAGGGACUGGCAGAUAGAAGGGAAGCAGGCCAGGCCAGUGGAGUGGCUCAAUGGAACAUCAGUGGAACAAAGAUACAGCAAAAUGAUGCCAGCCUGCAGAAGAGAAGACUAGGAGUACAGCCAGCCAUAUGUCAAAAGCCACUUGGGACAGGGGAUGUUCAUCAUAACUUUCACAAGAAUGAGAGAGGCACAUGGUUUGAAGAGGUGAGUUGCAACCCAAGCUACCACUGGCAGAAGGCUGAUUGUUCUGUUCCUUGUGAAGAGGACAGGAAAAGUCCCAAGAGGCGCAGCAGUUCCAGUGAUGAGUAUCCCGAUUUCAAGCAGAACCAGCUGUCCCAUAUCAGUGUGCUGCAUGAGCAGUUAGGCUGGGAAUGGGACAGAUUAGCUGCCACACUGGGUACAACUGGCAGCACUGGUGGGGGGUUGCAGGGAAAGGAGCCAACUGAGCACACAGCCAAAGUCAGAGAGUCAUCUAGAGUGACAUUCAAGCCCUCUCCUGCUGCACAUAGAAGCACUGUUGAUGCAGCUUCUAGUACAGCCAAAAUUAAGGACCCUGCAGCAAAUGUGAUGCCAAACAAGGAAACCAACCAGGAUGAUUUAGAAGGAACAUGUGAAAAAAUCCCACUUUCGUGGCAUCACAUGGGAUUCAAAUCCCCUACUAAGGUGUCUCUGUUUGAACGUGAACUAGACCACCAAGAAGGCAUCCCAGCUUCUUCAGGGCUAGAAUCUUUAGUCCAGGCUCCAGAAGGAAAUACAGCUGAAGGACCAAAGUUGCCCUGCAGGGCAGACAUUUGUCAUCCUGCCCAUGAGUUGUUUGAAGAAGAAGAGGAGGAGCUGCAGGCGAUAUGGAGUAAUGUGGAGAAACACAAGAGAAGAGCAGGUGUCCAUGAUGGCCCAGAAAGAAAGGUAGACAAAGCACAAAGCCCAGGUUCUAGUGGAAAAAUAAUCCUGACAGCGGCAGAAAAUGUGCUGGUGGCCAAGUUCAAGCUUCCCACCUCUGUCCAGCCACUUCAGGGCUCAGAAGAGGAGAAAGGGUCCAGUAAUGGACUUGGUAGGAAGAGCAAUUCAGCUCAUUGCUGGGCAUCUUUGCCUUCUUGUCUGGAGCCAUCUGAGAGGACAGAAGUUGCAGCUUUAGGAACAGUGUCGAGCAUCUACCCAGGGGACCAGCUAAAGCACCAAGAAGAGAGCAGAGGAGUCAACAAGCUUCUACCCAGUAAACUGGAGCUCCAGAUGAUGGAAGGAACUCUGGAGAGGAAGCACCUGUUGCAGGCAGGAGGAAGAAAGGCAAAUUGUCGUUCCUGGAACACAUUCCAUACAGUGCUGAUGAGACAAACUUUGUGUUUCUAUCAAGACAAGAAAGACACUCUCAAGCAGAGCUCCAUGGUGGCCUUAACACUGAAUCUCUGUGGAGCCAUCUGCGCCCUGGAAAAAGAGUACACCAAAAAGACCAACUGUUUCACACUGCUGUUGAAGGACGGUUCCAAGUAUCUCCUUAGAGCUCUGACAGAACCACUCAUGAAAGAGUGGGUUACCAAACUGCAGCAAAAUUCAGGUUUACCUGAAGUGGAUUAUUUCCAGUCCACUUCCCAAGCCACCCAAAGGACAACCUCUGCUGUUAAUGUGAUUCCUGGCCUUGGAUCCUCCCACUGUGUGGGUCUUCAUCAGCCCCUUACAGCAAAGAGCCAAGAGGAGCCCCGGUCAAGUGUCAAUCUGCAGCCACUUUAUAAUACUCGAGAUGACCCAUUGGAUUCAGCAGCAUCACCAGCAGGAAACAAUCAGAAAUCUGCAGCCGUUUAUACAGCAGAGCAAAGUCCAAAGCUGUUCUCACCUACUGAGUCUCCAAGGGCACACGAUCCCUUUAUGUGUCAGAAAGAUGAUUGUGGGCUUGUGACAAGCAAGAGGAGAUCAUAUUCCUUCACCUCAGCUACCUACCAGAAGAUAAGCCCCCUGUCAGUAUCUAAAGAACCCUUGGGGGUUGGCAGCAGCUACACAGUCACAUUAUACAUUGGAGAGCAGCGGGCACCUGCCAUUCUCAGGCCUCGCUGCCAUUCUUUCAUGGCCACCCCUGGUGGUGUCCGAGACACUCUAAGUGAGAGAAGCCAGGGCACCUCACCUCGCCAGAAGAACAAAUCCGUCUUCAGAAAGUUCUUUGGAAAGAAAGAUUGACAUUCUGGUUCAUUCCUUUUAGCUGGAAAAUGGGAUAUGUGACUCUACACAAACUCUAGGCCUGAUUGUAACCAGGGGGCACUCUAGCGAUUGCUCUCUCCUGAGGGUGCAGGAAGAGUGAUGUAAGGGAAGAGAGUCUCUGAUCUGUGAAACAAUCCAUUAGGCCUCAAGCAUGUGCUUCACCUAUUUCCUGAUAGUAGUGGAGCUUGAGGGGAACACUGUACUGAGAUAGGGAACAUUAACCCAUUGGGUCAGAGGCCUGUAGAAAAACAACUGAGUCAUUUUGCAGAAGUGUGGUAUAAUAGAACCCCUCUUGUGAGGCUUUCUCCAAAUACACACAAGCUAAUGGACAGCUUCAGUUAAUACGUUCCCAGGCACAUAUGUAUUAACACUGUGUUUUUAUUCCAGGGGCGCGGGUGGAGAGUCAUGCUGUUUCAUUCUUUCCUCACAAAUGUUUGCAUGAUUUGUGAUAGGACCAACAAACAAAUAGUUUCCUUAGGUCCAUUGGUCUCUACGAGUUGCCAAGUUUUUAAAAUUUGCUAUUGCUCCUGUGCCUGUAACAGCAUUACAAUCAACUGACAUUUGGCAAAUGAUAAUGCUUAUCCUUACUCCAUGUGCCAUUUCCUGAUUUUUGCAGAUUGGGCUUCCGUAAAAACAGAAUCUUUCUUUGUCUGUUGGCAACAUAGCUCAGCCACAGGAUCUCCCCAUGUUCACUGAGUAAUUGUGCCUUGGAGAGAUCAGCACCAUACAAAUCUAGGGUUAGCACAUAUCUGACCCAAAGAGAGCUGAAAGUUGACAAAGCAUCUGGGAAACAAUAACUUUGGAUCCUAAUGAAAACUGUUACGCCCCCAUCUUUACUGUACAGAAAUGCAAUAGAGCAUUCACUUUGGUUAAAUGAAUCUCAUGUUUGUUCUGCUUUUCUUUCCUUCUGCACUGUAAUGCCGAGUGCAGGAUCAAAUAUGGCUUGUUUAGUUGGCAGAUUCAUCUCUCGCAGAAACAUUAACACCACAUUAAAACACCCAGUGGC